This is a messenger RNA of Tribolium castaneum (red flour beetle), 1744 nucleotides long. RefSeq names its product probable cytochrome P450 6a20. The coding region runs from base 80 to 1642 and encodes 520 amino acids. NCBI's taxonomy places the organism in Eukaryota, Metazoa, Arthropoda, Insecta, Coleoptera, Tenebrionidae. Gene Ontology annotation, molecular function: monooxygenase activity; heme binding; iron ion binding. The transcript has 3 exons. The record is from RefSeq and is a predicted model, not a curated record.
UCCCCUUCACUAUCAGAUACGAAACGAAUCUCACUGACUAAAUACCAACAAAGUCAAUUAAAAUUUCGCGAGUGAAAAAAUGCUUCUCGUAAAUGGCAGUUUAACAUACGACCUAGUGGCCAUUUUAGUGACUGUCCUAGCCGGACUAGUGGUUUACUACAAAUGGGCCUUUACGUAUUGGAAAAAGCGCGGGCUUGAGUACUUAGAACCUUCAAUUCCCUUCGGCAACUGUGCUAGUUUAUUUAAAGCAAAAUAUAAUUUUGGUGAGCAAUUCGCCGAAUUCUACAAACAGUUCAGAGAGAAGAAUCUCAGACAUGGUGGCGUGUUUAUGUUUGCACGUCCUUUUUACAUCCCUGUGGAUCCUGCGAUUAUGAAGGACAUCAUGCAAAAAGACUUUCAACAUUUCGUCGAUCGUGGUUUCUACGUAAAUGAAGAAAUUGAUCCUUUAAGUGGGCAUCUGUUUUCUUUGGAAGGCAACAAAUGGAAAAAUCUUCGAGCAAAACUGACGGCCACAUUCACUUCAGGUAAAAUGAAGAUGAUGUUUGAGACAAUGUCAAGAUGUGCGGAAGAACUUGACAAUUACGUGAACGAAGCUUCCAAACGGAAAGAAACCAUAGACAUUAAAGAAACUCUAGCACGGUUCACUACAGAUAUUAUUAGUUCUUGUGCUUUUGGACUUGAAAGUAACUGUCUUAAAAACCCAGAUACGAAAUUCAGGUACUACGGAAAACGUACUUUCCAAAAUACAACUUGGGAGAACUUAAAAAAUCUAAUUCAAUUUAUGACGCCUAUGUAUCUCCUCAAUUUGGUAAAAUUCAAAACCACAAAACAAGAUGUGGAAGACUACAUGUUGAAUUUGGUGAAGAAAACUGUUGAUUAUAGAGAAAAGAACAACGUUUACCGAAAAGAUUUCCUCCACUUGUUACUGCAAUUGAAAAAUAAAGGAAAAAUAACCGAUGAUGAAACAUUCCUUGACAACAACAACAAAAGUAAAGAAGUUGCAUUGACAAUCAAUGAAUUGGCGGCACAAGUUUUUGUCUUUUUCGCCGCUGGUUAUGAAACUUCAUCCACGGCAAUGACCUUCACUUUGUACGAACUGUGUCUCAAUCAAAAAAUCCAAGACAAAAUGCGUGAGGAAAUCAAGACAGUGUUAGCAAAACACAAUAACAAAAUAUCAUACGAGGCUUUAAUGGAAAUGACAUACAUGGAACAAGCCCUCAAUGAAACGUUGAGAAAAUAUCCACCGGUACCAUUCCUGAAUCGAAAAUGUACCAAAGCUUAUGACGUCGCUGGCACAAACCUGCACCUCGACGAAGGUACAAUGGUUGUGCUUCCAAUUUUGGGGCUCCAACAUGAUCCGGAAUACUACCCUGACCCAUCAAAAUAUGACCCUGAUCGCUUUUCGGAAGAAAAUAAAAACAGUCGGCCACCGUUCACAUGGAUGCCUUUUGGUGAAGGCCCAAGAAUUUGUAUUGGUUUACGAUUUGGAAUGCUACAAGCAAAAGUGGGUUUAGCCACUUUGUUAGAAAAUUACAAAGUGACUUUGAGUCAAAAGACGAAGACUCCACUAGAAAUGGACUGCAAAACUUUCAUCACGACCACUAAAGAGGGAAUUUGGCUGGAUUUCACACGAUUGAAUUGAAUCUUGGCCAAAUAUUUUGUGAUUGUAUUAAAUUAAUACUGAUAUUGGAUUUGACUACUGUUGGUGUAUUAUUAAUAUAGUAUUAAAGUACUGCAUGAUCUA